Messenger RNA from Vigna umbellata (rice bean), 979 nucleotides. Its product is annotated as Avr9/Cf-9 rapidly elicited protein. The record is from RefSeq and is a predicted model, not a curated record. Lineage: Eukaryota; Viridiplantae; Streptophyta; Magnoliopsida; Fabales; Fabaceae.
AAUGCAACGCUGGCACAGAAACAUUGAAAAAAGAAAAGCGUUCUCACGGAUUUAAUGGCAACGGUGGUCAAUGUCCUUGGGAGAUGAAACCCUAAUUAUUAUAAAAAUCCUCACUUUCCAAGUCACAAAGUCAUAACUAGCGCGUUUCAUCCUUCACCAAACUUCACAUAAAAGUUGUCAAACGUCACUCUCUCCGACCGUCUUCUCCAUUUUCUCAUCCCUAUCUCAUACAUAAUAUCUCCCUUAUUCUAUAUACAUAGUUCCAACAUCACCGAAACUAAGAACACACAUGGAGAAGAAAUCAAAAUCAAGAGAAGAAAAGCUUAACCAAGUUUCGAAGGGAAACGUUUGGGAUUGUGGCAGCAGCCUAUACGAUUCCUUCGAGCUCAACUCCUUCAAACGCCAACUGAACACGGCAAUAUCGAAUUCCCCGAAAAACAGAAAAACCCUUUCCAUGUCUCAUUUACCCGAACGUUGUCUCUCUCUUCAUCUUCAUCCUCAUCCACCACCCAUCAUGUCCAACAACAAGCCUUUCAAGAUCUCUCGAACCUUCCAGAAAUUCCUUCGAUUUGUCUUCAAGUCCAGCAACAAGUUAAGGACUUCUACUUCUUGUUCUAGGUCUACCACCCCCACCAGUAUUAUUGCCAGUAAUAAUAAUACUACUUUCCAAGUGGCAGAGAAAUAUUCCAACAAAGAUCGUUUCUACGUUGUUUACGACAAAUCCGAACCCGUUCUCUCCACGAUUCCCGAGCUUCCGGAAUUUGAGGUGGCCGUGCUUUCGCCGGAGAUCGCUUCGUUUGUGAGAAAGUCGGCGUCGGACAGGUUUAUGGCCACCACCGCUAUCGGUAUUUCGUGUGCUUGAGAUGAUCAUAGUUAUUUAUCAUAUUUAUUAUUGUUGUAUAUUGUUAUUUCAUAUCAUAAUAACGUAGCAAUUAACGUGUGUAUAGUGGGUUUCUGCUUAUGUUAUAAGUUUUGAUAA